CGCAAUCAUGACUUCCACAAUCGGCAUUCCCAUCAAGCUCCUGAACGAGGCACAGGGCCACAUCGUUACCCUCGAAAUCACCUCUGGCCAGACUUACCGCGGCAAGCUUCUCGAUGCCGAGGACAACAUGAACGUCCAACUCAAGGACAUUACCGUCACCGCCCGCGACGGCCGCGUCUCCCAUCUCGACCAGGUCUACAUCCGCGGCUCCCACGUACGCUUCUUCAUUGUCCCCGACAUGCUCCGCAACGCGCCCAUGUUCCGCAGCCGCAACGUCCGUGGCCGCGGUGUCGGUCUCGCCAGAGGUCGCGCGACCGUCAGCCGAGCGCGCGCAGGCGGUCGAGGAGGACGAUAAACCCAACAAGAGGGAAGAAGAGACGAAUAAUAGAGAGACAAAUGCGUGUUUUGGCGUUCAGGCUUAUUUGGAUUUUUCAUGAGCUUCAAACGAGGGGGUUUAUCAUCUUCGUUUUCUUGGUAAAAAUGAAUCACAAGGAGAGGGGGGAGAGUGAUACAACAACAGGCUUCGGUAUGAUACCAGUCUAGACAUGGAGGACGAGAUGUUGCAUUGAUUGUGAAGCUCGACGAGGAAUGCAUGACCUCGUGGCAGAGUGGGCUAUUCGAGAUUGACUAGAUUACAAAAAAAGAGGCGUCUGUCUGUCACGCCUGGUAUCUCGUCACCGUCUAUUAUAUCGUCUCAGUUGCUUUCAUUUCGUUUUAAUGUACAUGUCCCCCUUUUUCAUUUCAUGCGUUCAAGAGCUUUCUGGGCCUUGGCCACGAGUUCUCGGACUUCGAUGAGUUCAUCGCCCUUUUGGUCAACAACCACUCGCUCUUGUGGUUUCUCAACAUUGGUAACAGCUACAACACUCUCUUCAACACCUCGCAAAGCUUUGCGACCCUCCUCACGGACUUCACCCUCCCAGAAUGAUCGCGCGGCAUCCCAUUUCUUUUGUAGACGGCUGGCACUCCACACUACUCCUAGUGCUGCGACAGCGCCAGCUUCAAAGAUGGAGUAGGACGAGACGUAAAGGAGGGCACCAAGGGAGGUGGUGAGACCUGAAGUACCGAGCGAUUGCACAACAAGUCGUUGAGCUAAAGCCUGCAGUGCAGGGACGGUCUCGUUUUGUAGGUAUCGUCGUGUGAAAGCGAUAUGACCAGGCCACUUGGGUAGCACUAGGCGGGUGUGAACUGACACAAAUGGUUCCAACUCUCCUGAGCCCAGUUGCUUUAGGUCAUGGUUGGCGCCACUAGAUGAGUAUGGUUGGGGGUACGCCUGAUCAGCCUUUGCAGCUUGGGCGAUCUGCCCUGUGAGAUAGACGAGUUCUCGCUCUGCUGUAGGUAGAAACCGUUGGUUCAACAUCUCAUUUGUGAGCAUGGCAACAUCAUCCACUCUCAGGAACAGUUGCCACCAUCCCAGCUUACGCCAUCUUCUGCCCGUGAAUGCCAGGUCAAGCUCGUCUUGCAGCUCUGCAUGUGC
This is a messenger RNA of Fusarium graminearum PH-1, 1474 nucleotides long. RefSeq lists its product as uncharacterized. Lineage: Eukaryota; Fungi; Ascomycota; Sordariomycetes; Hypocreales; Nectriaceae. The record is from RefSeq and is a predicted model, not a curated record. The coding region runs from base 8 to 355 and encodes 115 amino acids. Gene Ontology annotation, molecular function: RNA binding. The transcript has 3 exons. Gene Ontology annotation, cellular component: pICln-Sm protein complex; U4 snRNP; U1 snRNP. Gene Ontology annotation, biological process: spliceosomal snRNP assembly; RNA processing.